GCAACCCUAUUUAAAGCGAUAUUGUAGUUUUCGAGAAAUUAUUUCGAAAAUGACGCCUGGGACGCAAAUUACGAGCGACAGCGACAUGGACACCGUUCUGGAGGAGUUCAAGCAGCGCCAUGAGCGCCGGAACAGCAUCGGAUCCGCCAAGUACUCCUGCAGCGUGCCAGAAUGCGGAGCCACCUUCAAGCGGCUGGACCAAUUGGACCGGCAUGAAUAUCACCACACGGGAAUUAAAAAGCACGCCUGUGCGUACGAGGGCUGCGACAAAACGUACUCCAUAGUAACGCACUUGAAGAGGCAUCUGCGGAGCACCCAUGAGCGGCCGGAUGCGACGGUCAAGAAAACCGUGAAGUGCGCGCUUGAAGAGUGCAGCAAGAUGUUCAUCUCGGUCAGCAAUAUGACCCGCCACAUGCGAGAAACCCACGAAAGUCCACGGGUCUAUCCGUGCAGCCACUGCAGCGCCAAGUUCUCGCAGAAACUCAAGCUGAAGCGCCACGAGAUCAGGGAGCACACACAGGAGUAUCCCUUUACCUGCUCGAAAUGCUCGCGCGGAUUCUACCAGGAGUGGCAGUGCCAGAGUCACGAGCCCAGCUGCAAGCAGUACGAGUGUCCCGGUUGUCCAAAGAAGUUCGACAAGUGGUCGCUAUACACGAAGCACUGCCGGGACACGUUGCACGGCAAGAAUCGCCACAAAUGCGACCGCUGUGAGUGCGCCUUCGACAAGCCCAGCGAUCUGAAGCAGCACAUCGAGGUGAAGCACAAGGAGGCAAAGAAACAGGAGGAGGAGACAUCAUUCACCUGCACAGAGGAGGGCUGCGGCAAGAGCUACUCGUACCUGAGGAAUCUCCGCCAGCACAUGCUGACCGCCCAUUCGGGCAGGCGUUUCGAGUGCCAGACCGUGGACUGCGGACGCUGCUUCAGCAGUGCCCAGAAUCUGGCGAAACAUCUGCUCAGGGAUCACAAGGAUGGCAAGGUGAAGAAGGACAAGAAACCUAAGGCUACGGAGUCCAAUCCACGCAAGCGAAGACGCGAUGCCGGACGCAGCAAACACUCGCAGCUGUCCAAGCUGGCCUGUUUGCAACUGGACAAGGAAGAGGAGGAGGCGGUGCGUGAACGGGAACCCUUAGCUCUUGAAAAGGUCACACAAUCGUUGCAGGAUGACCCCGUCGAGGAGUUGCUGGCACAAACCCUUCAAGAUGAAGAGGAAGUGAAUUAGAAGAUCGGGUCAAAACCAACAACUCUGAAAAUUCCGAAUAUUCGAUAAAUUGAGGCUAAACAAAUUAAGUAUACUUUCAAAAAGGACACUGAACCUUGAAGACAAGCUGAAAUUGGAGUACAAAAGACGGUAAGCUCAAUAGUUUAAUAAACCUAAGGAAACUGCUAGUAAUUUAACACCAACCAAUUAAAGAAACAAGAAAUCAAGCAGAAUUUUCAAGAUACUGCCAAAGAGACAAGAACUUAAACAGAUAUGACAAGAUAAAUAGCAAAAACUGCAGAACAUCCGAACGCGAAUGAAGUUACCUUUUACCUAUAUUUAAUCAUCAAAGGCAGACUUUAGAAUGUAUAAUAAAUUAAGUUUAGACUUCUCCCUCCUUAUUAGUUAAUGGUUGUGAAUUAAGCCUAAGUUUACAUGGAGAGAAUUAUUUUUGUCGCCGCCUGGAGCGGUUUAAUAUUCUAUUUCUUAAUUUUUCUUUUGUGUACUUUAAGCUUCUGAGAAUCCCAUUCCGACUAAAACUAUUAUUUUAUUGAAUCCCUGACAACCAGACGUCUGUAAAUAUGCGAAGUAAGAACCACUCAUGUGGAUUUAAAGUAAUAUUAUUUAUAAAAUAUA
Molecule: messenger RNA, 1834 nt
Organism: Drosophila suzukii
Lineage: Eukaryota; Metazoa; Arthropoda; Insecta; Diptera; Drosophilidae
Product: transcription factor IIIA
Biological process (GO): regulation of transcription by RNA polymerase II
Cellular component (GO): nucleus
Molecular function (GO): RNA polymerase II transcription regulatory region sequence-specific DNA binding; DNA-binding transcription factor activity, RNA polymerase II-specific
Source: RefSeq, a predicted model, not a curated record